UACGGUCUGAUGGAACUACUGGUGUGGUGGAACAUAAGGCUGUACCGUCAACCAUAUCUGACAUACACCAGGAGGCUGAGAGAGAUUGGGAUAGAUUGAUGCAGCGUCGGCUGGAACCUGCACCCCUUGAUGUCUAUCUGAGGAAAUGGCCAUCCGUACCUGUCACCUUGCCAGCCUCCUCCCACCUCAAGCCUCCUCUGUCACCAUCACAGUACAAUGCUCCCGUUCCUUCCUCCAUGUGUGCGGAGGCUAGAGCGGUUUUAGACCAGGUGCAAUCCAGCCGGGCGUGUCUGCAAGCCAACCUGGAAGCUGUGAUUAGGGCCAAGGAACAGGAAGAGUUCUACAACUACUUGGAUAGUCUGCAUUUGGAAGGUGAAGCUGCUGAGAAAGCUCAGCUGAGGUACAAAGUAGGAAGAAUGAUUGCAGCAAUUGAUGAGGAAAUCAAGCAUGAAGUCCCUAUCAAGCCAAGGAAAGCCGAGUCUUCUAUUCAAGGUAUUGGCAACAAUAAAUUGGAAAAACCAAGCAACCUUGCAUCUAGACCUGUCAAGACUGGUACCAAGAAGAAACCAGUAUCAUCCAAGAUAGACUCUGGCUUGAGGAACCAGACUACAUCCAAGGGGGAAGACAAGAACAUGGUCAAAGGAAGACACAAUAAGGAAAACUUUGCCCAGCCAAAGAAACUUCCCAUCAGCCAAGCCAAACGACAACCCACAGUUGACCACAAUCGAGAUGAAGCCUAUCUGACCAGGGUCUAUGGCAAAGCCUUGUAUCAGAUGAGACGGUCAACCAUGAAGAAAGAACCCUAUCUGAAAUAUACAACCUCAUCCCCACAAAGCAAACCAGCAAGGUCACUCUCGGCUGCACAAGUCAAAGGGACUGAAAUGAAAUCCGCCAAGACACAGACCACACCAAAAUCUGGAGCCAUCCCCGUCCCGAAUCCAAACAGCCAGUUCUUCUUUGACCCUUACCCCACCCUCCAAGCCACUAUGCAACAAGAGCAGCCAAGCCAUCAACCUGCCCCCGUGACUGCCCCAAGCCACGGUCAACUCAUACCAAUGGCCGUACCCCUUGGGCCACCUCAAAGGGGCGGGCUGACCCAGCCCGUGACCAUUAAGACAGAUGGUCUGGAGAGGGGUGUGGUCAAGGAUCUAGAGCGGAGGGAUGUGCAGAGCAACGUGGCUGUUGUUAAUGUCAAAUCGAAGAAGAAACCACAGCUAACUGUGCAGCAUCUACCUGCCGUUGACAUAGAUACAGAACCUCCCAGCUCAGCGUCCAGCAUAAUAGAGCAUCAUCAAUCUCCAGAGAGAGUUGGACGAACUGAAAUAUCAGAACCGGAUGACAGCAGGCUCCCUGGGCAAUCCAGUCCCUCACAAUUCUCCCAUUAUUUAGCUGUAGCUGAUGAGGAUGUAGAGCCACAAAAUGAAUCUGAAGAUGAACUACCCGCACCAGGUAUCUCAUUACCAGGCCACUACAGUGAGACAAGACGCCCCUAUCAUGGCCCACCCUUCCCUCCUCAAGCCCCGCCCUCCAUCCCAUCCAGGGCGGGGCCCUCGUCAGAGCAACUGGCUGCUGACAUGAGGAAGGACCUCAUUGAGAACAAGGCUCUGGAAUGGAUUGAGCAGGAGUUAAUGGCCAGGAUGAUCAGUGAGUUAUACAGCAAGCAACCAGCAGUACAACCAAGACCCGAGUCACCAGACUCGAGCUUGGCCUCAUCAUCAAAUGAUUCCAUCGUUGAUACAAUAGGACCAGCUGGACUGCAGCUGUUUGUAGAUGCUGGUCAGGCAGUAGAUCAUGCAUUGGUCAGUGCAUUGGUACGUGAGGUCCUAGAGGAGAAAGUGACCACUGUGUUGGGUCAGCAUGAUAGAGACAUUCCACGUCAGCAAACAUCCCCAACUCCACAGGCAACGGCAUCCCCGGUUAUUCCCAGAUCACCAAUCCCAACCCCCGAGGUGACCCCUCUACCUAGCCCAGUGCAUACCCCGCCCAGGGCUGCUUCUCUUGUAGCCACACCCCUAGCAAGUCCAAGUCAUUCAUCCCCAGCUGAGUCCGAGACAGAGAAUCUGGAAGAGCUUGCUCGGACAAUGGAUGCUACUGCAUCUGAUGAGCCGAUCCCAGCCCCUUCAGCUCGUGUUGCCACACCCAUCAACACCCCUCCCCCUUCCCCACCGCCAGACAUUGCCACCCCUCCUCUGUCACCAAGGGAAUCUCCAAAGCUGAUCUCAGUCAUCGAUGGGUCCAUUAUCACCCCAGUACCUACCCCUCAACCUGUGAGUCCAGAACCGGAGAUGGAGGAGUCUCUUCAGUUACCACCGACACCUGAACCUGUUGUCAUUGAAGAAGAGCCUAUUCCACCAACUCCAACCCCUUCACUCCUGACACCUUCCACACCCACCCCUUCACUGAGCACAGCGACUACGACCCAGCCUAGUCCCUGUACAGAAACAGCAGGACGUUCCAUUUCAGAAGGGGAGUGGCUCAUCAGUGGUAAGAGUGAGGGGCAGAUUGACUCCACAGAAGAUGAGCCUGGAGCCAUUGGUCUUCCUGAACUCUCCUCAGGUACUAGUAUUGAUAGCACUCUAAUGGGAGCUGAGGAACUGGAACCGGAUUUACAGGAUGAUGAACUGAGUGAAGGUGAGAUAUCUCCGGUCAAACGAACCCCUAGACUCCUCACCCGAGACCCUGUCGUUGCCAUCUUAGCCCAUAUGAGCCAACGCCCUGACCCAUCAGCGGCCCCGCCCUACUUCACAUCAUCCCAAACCCUCAACAACAACGGCACAAAGAGUCUGGGAGAGGUCAGUGUAGGUCAGUGCCCUAUUUUGACCCCAUCUUCUGAGAGGAUGCUCUUUAAAGAAGCAUAUGGAACCAAACCUCCAGAGGUGACUCCAAGGUCAGAGGUCAGGUCGGUGGUCAGGAGAGAGGUCAGUGGUGGAGAGCAACGUGACACAGCGCGGCAACAAGUGGAUGAUUUCACGCUUCGAGUGUCACAUCUUGAGAGGACGGAUGUUGAGGAUGAGACAGAUGAGCUAGGCGCUGCAGCCACAGUGCAGCCAAUUAAACAGGCCAAGCCUCAUCCUGCACCUAGAAUCAUACAGGUUGCAGGGAGACCGAGUCCAAGCCCUGAACCUGAUGAAGAUGAUGAGAGACCGUAUCCAUCAGAGGAACGAUACGAGAACUCAAGGAGAAGAGGAGAGAUGGAUGUAGAGCAUCAUGGAGGUGAUGAAGAUGAUAAUGUAGGUGGUUUCCAUGGUAGAAGGGGCCUGCCUCCAAGAGCUUCUAUCCCAUCAAACCUCUUUGGAACACAGACCAUGAGUGACCUUGGAACACGAACCCUGACCCCGGAUGCACUUAACCUAGAAGCCCUCCUCCAAUCAGGUUACCUCAGUCAAACCUUCAGCCAAUCAGAAGGAGGCACAAGCGAUUUUGAAUCCCAGCGACCAAUGGGUCAAACGCUGGGAUCAACCGGCCCCACUUUCCAUGAGCCAACUUACGAUGACUCUCAGAACAUCACCGAAGGGUCUCUGGAGCUACCAGAGAGUCGGGACCCCGGGGCUCGGAUUCCAGGGAUGAUGUCCUUCUCGGUGACGUUACCCUCGGCCGUCGAGUCACAGGGGAUUGAUCUGAGUCAGACAAUAAGUGAAGGGGAGUUGCCGGUCCCGGACACGACAAGUGACGUGUCUGAACUUUCUGGUGGAGAUCUGUGAAAAAAUAAAAACUUCUGAAAAUGCAGCUUGAAAGACCAGUGAAUUUGGGAACAGCUAACCAGAUUUUUUUGAGGUUUUGAUGGAUUUGGGAUGUUUGUGAAUCUCUCAAUUUAUAAAAUCACUUAAAUUUUAUGCAUAGAUUUCCUUUGCAGCUGGUAGUAUCGACACACAGCAGUCAAUUACAAAAUAUAAUUUGUAAACACAAAUUGAAAAUGUGCCUGUUUUCUGUACUAUACAAUUUCCACAUAAAAAAAACAUGUCAAACCAAUGUAUUCAUAUGUAAACAAAU
Messenger RNA from Asterias rubens (European starfish), 3990 nucleotides. Its product is annotated as TALPID3 protein-like. Gene Ontology annotation, biological process: smoothened signaling pathway. The record is from RefSeq and is a predicted model, not a curated record. Bases 99 to 3701 code for a protein of 1200 amino acids. Gene Ontology annotation, cellular component: ciliary basal body; centriole. NCBI's taxonomy places the organism in Eukaryota, Metazoa, Echinodermata, Asteroidea, Forcipulatida, Asteriidae. The transcript is spliced from 19 exons.